Messenger RNA from Python bivittatus (Burmese python), 711 nucleotides. RefSeq names its product claudin 16 (gene CLDN16). Gene Ontology annotation, cellular component: membrane; bicellular tight junction. NCBI's taxonomy places the organism in Eukaryota, Metazoa, Chordata, Lepidosauria, Squamata, Pythonidae. Gene Ontology annotation, molecular function: structural molecule activity. The record is from RefSeq and is a predicted model, not a curated record.
AUGAAGCGUCUCCUCCAGUACGUGGGCUGCUCCUGCGCCUUCUUCUCGGCGGGCUUCCUCAUUGCGGCCACCUGGACCGACUGCUGGAUGGUGAACACAGAUGACUCCCUGGAGCUGAGCGCCACGUGCCGUGGCCUGUGGUGGGAAUGUGUCACCAAUGCCUUCGAUGGGAUAACGACCUGCGAUGAAUAUGAUUCGAUAUUCGCCGAGCACCCAGUGAAGCUGGUCCUGACCCGGGUUCUGCUGAUCAUCGCUGACCUCCUGGCUGGGUUUGGAUUUGUGUUCCUCCUCCUGGGCCUUGACUGUGUGAAGUUCCUCCUGGAUGAACCAGGCAUCAAAAACCGCAUCUGCUUUGUCUCUGGGUUGGCGCUCUUAACAGGAGGUCUCCCCGGGCUCAUCGGCUCCAUCUGGUAUGCUGUCGGGGUCUACGUGGAGCGCUCCACCCUGGUCUUGCACAAUGUCUUUGUGGGCAUCCAGUAUAAAUUUGGCUGGUCAUGCUGGCUGGGACUCAGUGGCUCUUUGGGGUGCUUCCUAGCCGGGGCCUUCUUAACCUGCUGCGUGAGCCUCUUCCAAGACGCGAGCUCGGAGCGCGACCUCUAUCCUGGCGCUUUACAGAAGGUUUACCUGCCUCCCGCAGUGACCAUCCCGUACAAUCCGCCGUCCUUGCAGACCGCCACUUCCAAGAUGUACGCGAGGGACACGCGUGUGUGA